GGACAGCUGUGGUUCAGUUCGGCCCAGCCCAAGGGUGCAACUCUGCCUGCCUCCAGGCUUCAACUCUCUGUCAGUUCAUUAGUGAUGGGAAACUCAGAUGCUGGCCUUAUUCCAAAAGCACCUUGAUGCCCACCUUGUUGGGAUGGUCUGACCCCAGCAGUCUUUCCUGCCAAGUGCAGGGGGGCUGGACCUGAUGGUCUGUAAGGUCCUUUACAGCCCCUAACAACUAUGAAACUGCACUGAGACUUGAUGGAGGUUUCAAACAUGCUUUAUCGUUGUCUUUCCCCACCCCGCUGCAGAGAUCCGUGGCCUUCUGCUCAGUCCACGCUCGGUUGGAGUCUCUGUCCCCCUGCAGCUGACGCCCGUUCUUUGAUUUCUACAGCCACUCUUGUCACUGCCGAGCCUUAGAGCAACAUCUGCAAAGUUCAAAAUGAGUAUAUUGCCUCCUGUGAUGAUCCAAAGCCCAAAGAGGCAUCCCAGCUUCCUAGAGAAGAUGGUUUGCUCUUCAUCAAAACUUGCAAGGAUUCAUUUGAUCACAGACAAAGAUGCCAUAGAUCAUUAUUUGGCGAUGAAUAUCAAAGGGUUGUCAAAACAAGAGGCUGCUGCUUACAGGAAUUCAUACAAGAAGAACAUCUGCAUAGACAUGCUGCGACAGGGUUAUCACAAGUCCUUCUCGGAGCUCUUCACUCUGAUACAGAAGUGGAAUGCCUUGAGGGAGGCUGCAGGGCCUGGGUCAGCCAUAUGGCAGCAAAAGUCCCUGGAGGAGCAGCCUGAUAAGCUGGAUCAGCUUCACCACUUCCUGACCAGGGCUGAGGCAGCCCAACGAGCAGAAUACUAUGAAGAUGUGUACAUUAACCAGCUUAAUUUGGCCUAUUGUUUCAACAACCCUGAAGACAAAUGGUUAAGGAAUUAUUUCUAUGAACAAUGUUUUAACACUGCUCAACUGAUCAAAAUUGACGGGGGGAAAAAAGAGGCUGAGGCACAUGCAAAUAUGGGCCUUAUCAAUGAGGAACAAGGUCAGUUCAUGAAAGCUGCUAAGCAUUAUGAAGCAUUCUAUCAACUGACAGUAGGGCGGAUAUGGAAGGAUGAGACAAGCCAUACUUACAACUCACUGGCCUGUGAGCAUCUCUGGAGAAUUUACACAUUACUCGCAGACAAAAUGCUAGAAAAUAAAGAACACCAACAGGCCAUCAAAACUCUAAUAAAAGCUUUUGAAAUGGCAAAAGAAGGUGGUGAUAAGAAGAUGGAGGGAGAAGCUGCCUAUUGCUUAGGUUUAGCAUAUCAUUCUGCUGGAGAGGAACAGACAGCAAUAUUAAAUCUGAACACCUACAUAGAAAUUUCCACAGCACUCUGUGAUAUGGAUGGCCUAGGUAGAGCAUAUCAGGCUAUAGCCAAGGUCCUGGUAAGCCAGGGAAAAGUGACUGAGGCUAUUAAGUACUUGGAAGAGUUUGUGAAGGUUGCCAAGAGUGCUCAUCUAAGCUGCAGCCUUGUGGAUGCAUGUGUAUUCCUUGGAGAUAUCUACAAUGAAAAAGGAAACUACAACAAGGCCUGUGAAUAUUUCAGUCAGGCUUUUGAGGCAGCAAACACUCUAAGUAACUUGCCCUUGGUGGAUGAAACAAAGGUUUAUUAUGGCAUUGCAAAAGCUCAUAACAUGAUGGUGGCAGUUAACAGCUAUACAGAAACUGCAGAUCCCGUCAGCGUUGAGUACCUGCUGGCAUGGAAGGAGAACAGAAGUGACAUGUGCACUGACCCUUUUACAGUCGAACUUCCUAAAGAGGCAAGUGUUUUGGAGACCCUUUGAACCACUUCUGAAGACACCAGUUCAAGAACUUCUCUGACAAUUCCAGGUAGAGAAAACAACUGCCAAAUCCUUUUGAUGAAAUCAAGAAGAUCCUUGUUAGACAACACACACCAAAGUUUGAAUUUCAGCUUUGAAUUUAAACAGGAGCAUAGUUUGGCACUGCAAGCACCCAGACAUCAGAAGUCCUUGCAUGAGUGGUGUCAUGUGUGAUAUGUGUCACAGUGGCUUUUAUCUUAAACACCUUGUGUUGUUGAAAUAAAAUAGAGAAUGAAAGGAAUGAUUAUGAAAGAAAGUGAGUUACUUUGUAUUUACGUAUUACACACCCUUUCCUCCAAUGUGCUGUGCAUCUCCUGUGAGGUCCUGCUGAGCAUCCUUAACUCCUACUGUAGACAAUGAAAGUGGAAGCUGAAGACAUGCAGUGCCUUGUAAGGUUCUAAAUGCAUCUGAUAAAUAUACAUUAAAAUCCAACAUAUCUUUCUUUUCAGUAAAAGUCAAUGCAGUGCUUGACCCCUUUUACCUGGCAAUUUCAUCCAAGGUUAACAACUGUGCUUAGCAGCUGCGUGCCAGCUCAGUUGUAAUGCACUUAGAAUAGAUCCAACCUGGUUGGUGCACUUUCACAUGGUUUAGAUCUCAGUUAUAAUACAGUUUGGCGCCAGCCAGGGUCAGACACAACAAAGUUUGUUGAAGCUGUGCUUAAGUUUAGUCACAAAAUUCUGCUGAAAGCCCUAAAGAAGCCAGGCAUUAGAAAUUCUGUUUACUCCCACAAAUGACACAUUAA
Gavialis gangeticus (Gharial) is the source of this 2579-nucleotide messenger RNA. RefSeq names its product tetratricopeptide repeat domain 29 (gene TTC29). The transcript has 12 exons. NCBI's taxonomy places the organism in Eukaryota, Metazoa, Chordata, Crocodylia, Gavialidae. Gene Ontology annotation, molecular function: protein binding. Bases 431 to 1801 code for a protein of 456 amino acids. The record is from RefSeq and is a predicted model, not a curated record.